This is a messenger RNA of Entrophospora candida, 200 nucleotides long. Lineage: Eukaryota; Fungi; Glomeromycota; Glomeromycetes; Entrophosporales; Entrophosporaceae. The record is from the annotation of a GenBank genome assembly.
GUGGUCAUACAAGAAAAGAAAUUAGUGACAUUCUUGGUUUUCCACUUUCAACUGUUAAAAGUACAAUCAAGUAUGCUAAUUUUCUAUUAAUUAGUUUAUCAAAUUGGCCUCACAUAUUACUGUAUCUUAGAAUAAGCAUAAAUAAGAAAAAAGUGAAAUUAAGGUAUGAAGCAAGAUGUCUAAAGAAAAACUACAUGUAG